AUGGUUGAACCUGUAGGCAACCAGUAUGUCGUGGCCAGACCGGUAUACUCAGAGAACUCAUUUGGUGAAGAACAUACGAAAGUGCAGAGAUACCAUAAAACCUUUUUGGAUCAUCUGAGGGUAUGUUUUAGAUGUUCCCCACAAAAGGCCAAGAAUAUUGCCACUGGUUUGUUACCUAUAACUUCCUGGUUGCCGGCAUAUCGCGUCAAGGAUUGGCUCCUGAGUGACUUUGUCUCUGGGCUGAGCACAGGGCUGGUGGCUGUCCUGCAAGGUCUAGCAUUUGCUUUACUAGUGUAUGUUCGCCCGGGGUAUGGACUUUAUGCAGCCUUUUUCCCAGUCAUAGGCUAUUUUUUCUUUGGCACUUCCAGACAUAUCUCUGUUGGUCCGUUCCCUGUUCUGAGCAUAAUGGUGGGAGAAGUAGUUAUGAAGUUAGUCGAUGAGGAGAGUGUUGGAAACAGCACUUUAACGACUUCUACGGCACUAGAUGACGAGAAGAUACAGGUGGCAGCAACUGUAUCACUCCUUGCUGGAAUUUUUCAGUUGCUUUUGGGAGCACUACAGGUUGGAUUCGUAAUUAUUUAUCUAUCUCAGUCAUUAAUCAGUGGUUUCACUACUGCUGCAGCUAUCCAUGUUGUGGUGUCUCAGCUGAAAUUCAUACUCCAGCUACCGGUUACUGGAUGUAAGGAACCACUUUCAAUUUUCUGUACUCUGGGAAAGAUUGGUGGGCAGAUCACGAAGACAAACAUUGCAGAUCUUGUCACAGCACUCAUUAUCUUGGUCAUUGUGUUUGUGGUGAAAGAAAUUAAUGAGCGAUACAAAGCCAAACUACCAGUGCCCAUCCCAAUUGAACUCUUUGUGACAGUCAUAGCAACAGGUAUAUCCUAUGCCUGUAAUUUCAAAGAGAGGUUUCAAGUUGAUGUCAUUGGACAACUAGAAAAAGGAUUUAAGCCUCCUGUUCAACUUGAUAUGAGGGUUUUCCAAAGUUGUGUGGGUGACGCUUUUUCCAUAGCGAUUGUUGGAUUUGCAGUAGCCUUUUCGGUCGCUAAAGUAUAUUCUGUCAAGUAUGAUUACCCCAUAAAUGGCAACCAGGAAUUAAUUGCCUUUGGCCUGAGUAACAUCUUUUGUGGCGCAUUCAGCGGAUUUGCUGCGAGUACAUCGCUGUCAAGAUCAGGUGUGCAGGAAAGCACAGGAGGCAAAACACAGGUUGCUGGUCUUCUCUCUGCUGUCAUUGUCCUGAUUGUCAUCCUGGCCAUUGGAUUUCUCCUGGAACCAUUACAGAAGUCAGUCCUUGCAGCUUUGGCUCUCGGCAAUUUAAAGGGGAUGCUUAUGCAGUUCAAAGAAAUAGGUGUUUUAUGGAAAAAGGACAAAUAUGACUGUAUGAUAUGGAUUGUGACUUUCCUAUGUACUGUAAUACUGGGGCUUGCUAUUGGACUAGGAGUUUCAAUAGGAUUUGAACUCCUGACCAUAGUGUUCCGCACACAGUUUCCAAAGUGCACUCUUUUGGCUAAUGUUGGAAGAAGCAACAUCUACAAAAACAGAAAGGAUUAUGUAGAUAUAUAUGAGCCAGAGGGAGUGAAGAUUUUCAGCUGUCCGGCCCCGAUAUUCUUUGCUAAUAUUGACUUCUUUCAGGAGAAACUUAUCACCGCUGUUGGUUUUAAUCCAUUGCGGGUGCUGCGCAAACGCAAUAAAGCUUUGAGGAAAAUCAGAAAGAUGCUGAAGAAAGGAGAGCUGCAAAUGACACCUAAAUCCUUUAUUUGCACUGUUAAUGGUCUGAAUGAUUCUGAUGAAGAAUUGGACAACAAUAAAAUAGAGGAGCUGGAUCAGCCCACUAACAUGGCAGACUUACCAUUUCAAAUUGACUGGAAUGCAGAACUUCCUCCCAACAUCACCGUGCCCAGAAUUGACGUCCACAGCCUCAUUCUUGAUUUCGCAGCAGUAUCAUUUUUUGAUGUUUCUGCCUUGAGAGUCCUCAAAGAGACUUUAAAAGACUUCGUCCGGGUUGAUGUGGAUGUGUAUAUUGUGGGAGCACAAGAGGGCUUCCUGGACAAGCUGGAAAGAUGUGCAUUUUUUGAUGAGGAGAUUAAGCCCUCCAUGUUUUUCAUCAGCAUUCACGAUGCUGUUUUACACAUUUUGGUAAAAAAGAACGGAGCCUGCUCACCAAAGUUCAAACCCAUGAAGGAGAUGGGAAGCAGUGAUCAUUAUAUUAUCAAUACAAACGGCGAAUUACGCAACCGGGCGUACACGAUGCCAACAGAAACAAAAUUCUAA
Messenger RNA from Terrapene triunguis (Three-toed box turtle), 2268 nucleotides. RefSeq names its product solute carrier family 26 member 3 (gene SLC26A3). The transcript is spliced from 20 exons. The record is from RefSeq and is a predicted model, not a curated record. Gene Ontology annotation, biological process: transmembrane transport. Bases 1 to 2268 code for a protein of 755 amino acids. Gene Ontology annotation, cellular component: membrane. Lineage: Eukaryota; Metazoa; Chordata; Testudines; Emydidae. Gene Ontology annotation, molecular function: bicarbonate transmembrane transporter activity; chloride transmembrane transporter activity; oxalate transmembrane transporter activity.